Dracunculus medinensis (Guinea worm) is the source of this 1620-nucleotide messenger RNA. NCBI's taxonomy places the organism in Eukaryota, Metazoa, Nematoda, Chromadorea, Rhabditida, Dracunculidae. The record is from the annotation of a GenBank genome assembly.
AUGGGAAUACAGGUGAGUAGCCAAUAUCAAUAUCCGGAUUUUUGGACAGGUUUACUUUUGCAGGGAAUAGGACUUCAGCACUCCGCAUUGAGCAACAAUCCACUGAGCCAUUCUGUCACUCGCUCGUUUGUGGUUGCUCCGCUGAUUUAUAAGAUAAAUUUUACUACGAGACCCAUGCUGGAUUUUUGGAAGACACCAAAAAGGGUUGGCGAAUUUGCGGAUGUGAUGAGUGGUCCAAUGGCGACCCAACCAUUAAUUGAACUGCUGAUUCGAAAUAAUAUGAAGCACAUUAUAACGAUUAGUGAUGUAGAAAAGCUAAUAAUAGAGCGCGAAUCAAGGGAAAACGAUAAUGCACAACUAUCGAUGAACAAUCCUCUUGAAUCAUUCAUUAGACGACUUAAAGACUAUUCGUCGAGUAAUAGAGCCAAACUAUCACUAAAUGAGUACCACUCCUAUAAUGAAAUAUCGCAAUGGCUUGAAGAUAUUCAGUUCCAUUAUCCGAGAAUAGCUGCUAUUUUUACGAUUGGUAUAACCCAUGAAGGUCGUCCCAUCAAAGGCAUCAAGAUUGGUUAUCCAAUUCAUGCAACCAAUAAACGAAUAAUUUGGAUUGAUGGAGGUGUGCACGCUCGAGAAUGGGCUGCGAUCCAAACUGCUUUAUACUUCAUUGACCAGUUAGUCUCAAAAUAUGGUAGCGAUCCACAAAUAACAGCUUAUAUCGACGCUCUCAAUUUCUAUAUUAUUCCAGUGGUUAAUCCAGAUGGAUUUGAAUAUUCAAGAUCUGAUAUUGUUCCACCGGUUUGUAAGAAGGAUCGAUGGAAGAGAGAGCGUUGUUGUGGUGGCGUAGAUUUGAAUCGUAAUUUUGAUUUUCAUUGGGGAGAAAGUGGUUCAAGUACCGAUAUUUGUUCAGAUAUUUAUCAGGGAAGCACAGCAUUCAGUGAAUCAGAAACAAGGGCUAUUCGCGAUAAAAUGUUCUCGCCAGAGUUAUACGGCAAAGUUGAUGCUUUUAUCACACUUCAUACAUACUCACAAAUGUGGCUUCAUCCAUACAGUCAUCAGAAACAUACUUUUCCUGAUGAUGUCGAAGAUUUGAAAAGUGUUGCAAAACGAGGAAUUCGAACUUUGGAAAGUUUGUAUGGGACGAAAUAUCGUCUUGGAACUGGAGCUGACAUUCUAUAUCCAUCAGCGGGAGGAUCAGACGACUGGGCAAAAGCGAAAGCGAAAGUAAAAUACGUAUAUUUGCUCGAACUUCGGCCUGGAGAAGAUGAAUGGGAUGGAUUUUUGCUGGAUCGGAAGCAGUUAAUUCCGACAGGUCGUGAAACUUGGGAAGGUGUAAAAGUUGUUAUCGACACAGUCCUCAAACAGCACGGUGCACGUUUAAAAAACGCUACUAAAACGUUACUGCAAAAAUUUCCCUCUCAAUGGCAAUAUGCAGAAACUUUGAGCAAUAUCUUUAAUAAAUUCGAAUUUUUCAAAACUGUUCAAUUUCUAGAUUCAGGUGCAACUUGUCGCGAUGCAUCGCCAUGGUGUCAUAAUUGGAUCCGAUCUAGUCCAAAUAUCUGUAAAACUUCUAUUAUAUAUAUGCGGCAAGACUGUUUCAAAUCAUGCGAUUAUUGUGUAUAA